This is a messenger RNA of Hemisphaericaspora subhashii, 975 nucleotides long. It is a transcript of the gene PCL5, whose product is annotated as Pcl5p. The coding region runs from base 1 to 975 and encodes 324 amino acids. The transcript has a single exon. Gene Ontology annotation, molecular function: cyclin-dependent protein serine/threonine kinase regulator activity; protein kinase binding. Gene Ontology annotation, biological process: regulation of cyclin-dependent protein serine/threonine kinase activity. The record is from RefSeq and is a predicted model, not a curated record. Gene Ontology annotation, cellular component: nucleus; cyclin-dependent protein kinase holoenzyme complex. Lineage: Eukaryota; Fungi; Ascomycota; Pichiomycetes; Serinales; Debaryomycetaceae.
AUGUAUUCACCAUCACCAUUGACUGCAAACAUUAUACUCAACCAAGUUAUUACAGCUACCGAGAAGGAAAAGACUACCAACACCAGGGCCACCACUUCCUUGUUAACCCCACCACCAACUGUCACCACUAAGAACAACACCCCAUCUAUUCAACAACAACAAGAAUCCCCUGAACAACUUGGAACUUCAACUGUAGCACCUAACAAUGUUGGGUAUUAUACCAAACAUUUAAACAAGUCACAAUUCAAUUCAAUCUUAAUCAAUUGUUCAAUCAAUUUGCUUAAGAUUAUUUAUGGUUCUGAAUCUAUUGAUACCAAAUCAUUAAGUUUAUAUAUAUUUGAAAUUUUAAGACGUUCUAAAACUUCAAUUCAAACAUUACAAUUGACAUGUUUUUAUUUAUUCAAACUUAUUAAAUCAGGAGAUGUACCUACAUUAGAUCCUAAGAAAUUAUUCUUGGGGAUGAUUAUUGUUUCAUCUAAAUUUAAUCAAGAUUAUAAUUAUUCCAUGAAAUCUUGGUUAAAGAUCCUUGGAUUAUGUCCUGAUGAUAUCAAUAGUAUUAAAAUGGUUCAAGAAAUUGAAAGAAAUUGCUUAAGUUCUUUGAAUUAUGAAUUAUUCUUAUCUGGUUUAAAGUAUGAAAAUUGGUGUAAUGUAUUGAUUAUAUUUGGAUAUGAUUUCAUUAAAAGACAUAAUAUAAAGCAGCACCAAGAAUCAAGUGAAAUCAUUUGGGAAACCAAUCAUAUUAUUAUUGAAAAUAGAUUAAACAAAUGGAAAGGAUUCUUUGAACAUUUUAAAUAUGAUAAUUUGAAUUUUAUUAAAAUCAAUUUUCAUAAAUUCUUCCAAAAUCAAAUUAACAAAAAAGUCUUUGUCCUUAAAGUUGAUGAAUCAUCUUCUUCUGCAUCUAUCCCUCCUAAUAGAAAGAGAUGUGGUGAAUCAAUUGAUAUUUGUUUAAAGAAACAAAGAAUUGAUUCUAUCUAG